AUGCUUUUGGCACUGGGGCUCGAGGCAAUGUUUGCCACCCUGCGCGAAUCGACGCGUUCUUUCGGCCAGCCUACGGACAGGCCAGCCGGAAGGCACGUCUGGCCAAUCCACGGCAACUUGCCUGACCACCGUAUGAAGAAUUGCUAAUCAACCCAAACUUCGACUGCUGGCGCCGUACCAUGUCUAGACAUUAAUCCUGUCCCCGGAGCGCGUCCUACGUUUCCAACGCUCGUCACUUAUCGAAGACAUGGUCCGCGGCACGGUGCCAUCCUCCUACCGCGAAGACGACCAAGAUGCCUUGCAGUCGCAGGAAGAGGCUAAGAGCAAGAAGCGGCGCUGUGUUCAGUCGGCGUGCGUGCCCUGCCGCAAACGCAAAUCAAAAUGUGAUGGCAGCACGCCCGUGUGCGCGACCUGCACUGCCGUCUACAGGACCGACUGCUACUAUGACCCCGCGAGCGAGGGCCGCCGCACCAAGUCGAUUGUCUCGACGCCCACGACCACGGCCGGGACCAAGCGCGAUGCCUCUGUCGUGUCGGCCGCCAGCUCGGGGAACCUGACCAGUGCCGAGUUUGUCAUCACUUCGCUGCGACACCUCCCGGACGAGCAGGUGCUCGAGUUCUUACACCAUCUACGCAAGGACCCCACCCUCGACAUUGCGACCCUCGUCGACUCGUGGCGCGACACCGUCACCCUGCCGCCAACGGCGCCCUUUGAGGUCAAGAGUCUGGAGACCGAGCUCAGCGUGCUGCUCGGGAAGCCUGCAGUCACGCUGACCGGCCAGAGCAGGCACUUUGGCCACUCUGCCACCCUGGGCCUGGUUGUCGAGGACGAGAGCUACGAUGGCGGCCGCAUGCGCAGCGGCGGCAUGGUCGCAGGCCGCCAGGGGACGACGUGGACCACGGUGACUCGAGACCUCGCGUUUGUGGAGAAGCUGCUCAAUCUCUACUUCACAUGGAGCCAUCCCUUCUACGUCCUCUUCAGUCGCGAGUGCUUCUACAAGGACUUCAGGGCCGGUCGCGACAAGUACUGCUCCUCGCUGCUGGUGAAUGUCAUCUGCGCCUACGCCUGCCAUCUGACGGACGACCCCGCGGGACGGACGGAUCCCUCCAACUUUCGAACCGCUGGUGACCACUUCAUGGCGGAGGCCAAAAGGCUUCUUUUUGAGGACGAGACGCCGAGCCUCACAACAACACAGGCGCUUUGCUUGAUGGGCAUGCGUGAGCCAAGCACAGGAAGAGACAGCCCGGGCUUCGCGUACAUUGGGAGAUGCAUGCGCAUGUGCGUUGAGCUUGGACUGCACCUGAACAACAGCGCCAGUCCCAAGCUGGGUCUGACACCGAGUGAAAUCGAGGUCAGGAAGGUCACUUUCUGGGGCUGCUUUACCUGUGAUUCCGUAUGGUCCAUCUGUACGGGGCGCAUCUCCCAGCUCCCUCGGGCCGCUAUCACGCUCGACAAACCCAUCCUCGAGGAGUCUGCUGAUCUCCCCGAAGCCUACCCAGGUGCCUCGCGUGUGCAGCCUGGCACCGUGACGACACGCAUGUUCCUUCAGGAGUUUUCUACACUCUCCGAGCUGAUCAAUGAUAACAACUAUAUGUUUUUUGCGCCAAAAGAGCGAAUUACCAGCACGAGGUUGCUUGCUUGUUACCAAAAAUACCUGACUUGGUAUGAGAAGUUGCCGUCGUCCCUCAGGCUCGAGGGCAAGCAACAGCCGGAGCCUCAUAUCAUUGCGCUGCAUAUGCUGUUCCACACCAUAAUCGUGCACCUCUUCCGUCCGAUGCUGAAAGUUGAUUUGAUUCAUUCUGAUGUACGGCCGCGCGCGAUCUGUAUCGAAGCUGCCAAUAAAGUCUCUGAAUUGACCAGGAUCUACCGCAGCCUCUACAGUCUGCGCACGGCUCAUCUCGUUAUCCCACAUGUUCUGCUUUCGGUUUCCGUGGUGCACUUGCUUUACUCUAAAGACAACAGUACGUCGCGGCAGAAUCUUGUCGAGAGUCUUCAAGGAUUGGAGGAUAUCCACGUAUGUCAUUAUUUUGGAGCCAGAAGUUUCCGGAUUGUGCGCACGCUGUCCAAGACCUGGAAUCUGCCUUGGCCAGAUGAACUGCGAGACUCGAAGCUGAUACUAGGGAAUGAGUCAAACAAGUCGCAAGGAACUGUUAGCCCGCCUCCUGACCCUCUUCUAGUCGCUGGUGGGACUGCCAUGGGCAAUCGUAUGGGGACGGGACAGAAUUACCUACCUGUCGGUCAUCCGGAUAGGCGGCAGAGUCUGUCCAUGUUUGCGGGAGGAAAUCUCCAGCUUGCUACGCAUCCCGCUACAUCGAAGACAAGUUCAGUCAGAUCUGGCCAACAACACCAUCACUCGCCUGUAGUCGGUCUCACGCCCACACCAUCUCCCUUCGACACUGGCGCGACAAUGUCUUCGUAUUCAUACUCGCAAUCGAUGGCCUCAGCAACGGGCAACACUUCCACAACAACCGCAUCCCCCGUAGCCGACGUAGCAGAAGCCAUGUUCUGGUCCCCAAUGCCCGGAAUGCCAGGCCCGAUAAUACCGCGCAACAACUACCAACAGAUCAGCCCCAUGGGUCUCGACAGCGUGCUGCAAUCGUCCGACAUGGGCGACCGACUCGGCCGCGACGGGUUCAAGAUGAGCGAGGACUGGCAGUCAAGUCAUGUCAACGGCUUUGCCACCAAUUCUGGGACCGGAUUCGCUCCUCCUAGCAGUCAGGCUAGCGGCGCCUAUCUCCACCUCGGUAGCAACGCAAGCUAUGCCCAGCCUGGUGGGGGCGUGCCUUACCAGCAGCCCCCACACAAUAAUCACCAUAGACACGCGACGUCGCAGGAGGAGUACGAAGCUGGUUGGUGGACUAACAGUACGGCUAACCCCGGCCGCAUGAGCUGACGCUGGCCGACUUACGGCUGUCGUGGGCUAGCUUGUCCCAUGGCCGGUUGAUCGGGGUUCUGGCUGCGGCUGCGGCUGCCGCUUGGAGGGGUGGUUUGCGAUGUGCGUGCGUGCGUGCGUUCUUGAUCAUGGCUCCCCUGGCGUGUUUUGACCUCCAAGCAAGAGUGGGACGACCUUUUAUUAAAACGUAUAUGACUUUGAUAUUUCGGGAGCGCGGUGGCAAGGUUUCAGCGUUUUUGGUUCGGCAUUGUUUUUUUGUAAAACUUUAUAUAUAGGGUAUUGCAUGUGGUUUAUGGUGGGGAGGGAGGAAAGGGAUGGAUGGCAAGGAAAGAGGGACUUUUGCUGCGUUUGGGCUGGGUCUCAUGUCAUAUCAUAUCAUAUAAAUAGGCCCUUUUUGGGAGGAGGGG
This is a messenger RNA of Dothidotthia symphoricarpi CBS 119687, 3300 nucleotides long. RefSeq lists its product as uncharacterized. NCBI's taxonomy places the organism in Eukaryota, Fungi, Ascomycota, Dothideomycetes, Pleosporales, Dothidotthiaceae. The transcript is spliced from 4 exons. The record is from RefSeq and is a predicted model, not a curated record. Gene Ontology annotation, biological process: regulation of DNA-templated transcription; DNA-templated transcription. Gene Ontology annotation, molecular function: zinc ion binding; DNA binding; DNA-binding transcription factor activity, RNA polymerase II-specific. The coding region runs from base 248 to 2893 and encodes 881 amino acids.